Molecule: messenger RNA, 1146 nt
Organism: Aureobasidium pullulans EXF-150
Lineage: Eukaryota; Fungi; Ascomycota; Dothideomycetes; Dothideales; Saccotheciaceae
Exons: 2
Coding region: 1-1146 (381 amino acids)
Biological process (GO): ubiquitin-dependent protein catabolic process
Cellular component (GO): proteasome regulatory particle, lid subcomplex; cytosol; nucleus
Molecular function (GO): structural molecule activity
Source: RefSeq, a predicted model, not a curated record
AUGGACGUCGACACAAUCCCCAACUUGCUGGCGGAUCAGCGCGAUGCCGCCCCCGAAGACGUUCAGCACUACUUUCUUCAAUUCGAAGACCUAUGGGAGCGCAAGCUGUGGCACGAACUUACUAACGACCUCGUCUUGUACUUCCAAGACGAACAGAGCCAGAAGCAGCGCUUGCCUCUCUACAACCAGUUCAUCAAGACCUUCGCCGACAAGAUCAACCAACUCCAGCUCGUCACUCUCGGCCUGAGCACUGCUUCGCAAUGCAAAGACGACGAUGAACGCUUCCACUUCCUCACCACCCUCGCCUCGGGCGUCGAUAAGCCCGCAUCACAAGACGCCUUCGUUUACGCAAAGACUGCCGUAGCAAAUGUCGAGUUGCGCUUGAAGAAAUAUGAUGAGGCUCGCAAAGACCUGGAUCAAUGCGAGCAGAUCCUCGACACAUUCGACUCGGUUGAGUCUGUCGUUCACGCCGCCUUCUACCGCGUCAGCGCCGACUACCACCAAGCCAAGCAUGAAUUUGCCGCCUACUACCGUACCACCCUCCUCUACCUCGCAUGCAUCGAGCUCGAAUCGCUCUCCCUCGAAGACCGCCAGCGCAUCGCUUACGACCUCUCGAUCGCUGCUCUCGUUUCCGACUCCAUCUACAACUUUGGUGAACUUCUCCUUCACCCCAUCCUAGACACACUCAAGAACACACAACACGCCUGGUUGCGUGAUCUGAUCAUCGCCUUCAACAAGGGUGACUUGGGCGCCUACGACGUCUUGGCCGCACACAUGGGCAAGAAUGACCUGCUCAAGGAGCACCAAAACUUCCUCUACCAAAAGAUCAGUUUGUCUGCUCUCACCGAGACUGUCUUCCGCCGCCCACCUCACGACCGUGCCAUGACAUUCACCGAGAUCGCUCAGCAGACGAAAGUCCAACCGAACGAGAUCGAGCACCUGAUCAUGAAGGCACUCAGCCUCGGCCUGGUGCGUGGAACCAUCGAUCAGGUUGCAGAGGUUGCCAGGAUAACAUGGGUCCAGCCCAAGGUUUUGGACAAGGGCCAGAUCGUGAACAUGCGCGAGAGACUGCGUGCUUGGGAUGAUGGUGUUAACAAGCUCGGAAACUGGAUCGAGAGCUCAGGCCAGGAGAUCUGGGCCGCAUAA